UGAGCAGGCUGAUCACUACCCAGGAAGGAGCUGGGGUGAGAGUGGGCAAGGAAGGGACAGAGAAGGUGAAGGCAGAGGGGGAGGUGAUGAAGGGGAGGGGAGGAGGGUGAAGGGGAGGGGCCGAGCCUGCCAGGAGGUUCGCCCUGAGACUCUCGGAGCUGGUAUCAGCGCCUUGUGCUGUCGCUGGGCACAAGCUGGUACACCCCUGGAGACGGGCAGCGCUCGCCGUGAGCUGGCAGCAGCAGCUGGGGGAGGACCAGACUGUCCCCUGGGGGGCAGGGACCUGGCACAGGGUCCGUAUGAUCAGCUCGGUGUGUGUGUCAUCUUAUCGAGGGCGCAAGUCCGCCAAGAAAGCUCCCCCGAAAGCAUGCCCGGAGGAGGAGAUGGGCACGGGAGAGGGCAGCGACAGGAUCACCAUCAAUGUCGGAGGGACGCGGCAUGAGACCUACAGGAGCACCCUGCAGACCCUCCCCGGGACCCGGCUGGCGCGGCUCACCCAGCCCCGGACCCAGCCCCGGACCCAGCCCCAGCCCCAGCCCCGGACCCAGCCCCGGACCCGGACCCAGCCCCGGACCCAGCCCCAGCCCCAGCCCCGGACCCAGCCCCAGCCCCAGCCGGAGCCCAGCGGCGGGCAGCUCUUCUUUGACCGGCACCCCGGCAUCUUCGCGUCGGUGCUGAAUUAUUACCGGACCGGUAAGCUGCACUGCCCGGCGGAUGUGUGCGGGCCGCUCUUUGAGGAAGAGUUAGCUUUCUGGGGUCUCGAUGAGACUGAUGUGGAGCCCUGCUGCUGGAUGGCGUACCGGCAGCACCGGGAAGCCGAGGAGGCACUCGACAUCUUCCAGCCGCUCGGAGCUGGCCCCGGGGAGGAGGUAUGUGAGCCCGGGGGGGUGCCCGAGCCGGGACCGGGACCUGCACCUGGCCGGGGGCCGGGGGAAUAUGGUUGCAGCCGCUCGGCCCCUCUCUCCUGCUGGAGCCGGUGGCAACCCCAGAUCUGGGCGUUAUUCGAAGAUCCCUACUCGUCCCGAGCAGCACGGUUUAUCGCGUUUGUAUCCCUCUUUUUCAUCCUCUUAUCAAUCACCACCUUUUGCCUCGAGACACAUGAGGCUUUCAACAAGAUCAUUAACUUGACAGAAUAUACAGUGGUGGGGAACAGCACUCAGAUAGUAAGUGUGUAUGAGAUAGAGACAGAGCCCGCCCUCAUGUAUGUGGAAGGCGUGUGUGUCAUGUGGUUCACUUUGGAGUUUAUGGUCCGCAUUUCCUUCUGCCCUAAUAAGCUGCUAUUUGUUAAGAAUAUGCUGAAUGUCAUUGACUUUGUGGCUAUUCUGCCCUUCUAUCUGGAGCUGGCACUUCGUGGAUUGACCUCCAAGGCAGCAAGGGAUGUUCUGGGCUUCCUCCGGGUUGUCAGGUUUGUUCGGAUUCUGCGGAUCUUCAAGCUUACCCGGCAUUUUGUGGGAUUGAGGGUGUUGGGACACACCUUGAGAGCCAGCACCAAUGAGUUCCUCCUGCUCAUCAUCUUCCUUGCACUGGGAAUUCUAAUCUUUGCCACAAUGAUCUACUAUGCAGAGAGACUUGGUGAAAACCCUAACACUGUGAGCCCCACUCAUUUCAAGAAUAUCCCCAUUGGCUUCUGGUGGGCAGUAGUCACCAUGACUACACUUGGCUAUGGUGACAUGUACCCCCAGACUUGGUCGGGUAUGCUGGUGGGAGCAUUAUGCGCCCUGGCUGGUGUGCUUACUAUUGCGAUGCCAGUGCCAGUCAUUGUCAAUAACUUUGGAAUGUAUUACUCACUGGCAAUGGCCAAACAAAAACUCCCCAAGAAACGCAGGAAGCACUUUCCCUGUGGGACGCAUGCCAAGACUACAGGCCUUUGCAAUUCAGACUUGAACUCUUCAUGCAACAGCCCACAGAGUGACAGCAAUCAAAUUGCUGCUGAGGAGAUAAGAGAGAGAAAGAACUCAGACUCAAAACAGAAUGGUGAAGCAAACAUGGCCCAAUCUGAUGAGGAAAAUGCUGCACUGAACCAACCAUUGACAGCCGAUGAGAGUCAGGUGCUCAGAUGCUCCAGUAUGAGGGACAAAAACAAGAAAGGGACAACCUGUUUCUUAUUGACAGCUGAGAACUGCAAAGAUGUCCACAAAGUUAACUACACUCAAGCAGAAGUAAUCACCCUGUCUUAAUGGUAAAUAGUGGAGGUCGGAGAGCAAAGGGCGAACAUCCUUGUUUUGUCCAAAGUGAAACAAUGACAAGUUCCAGACCACAGCAAUCUGGCUGCACCAAUCGGGUUGAAGAUCAGAAGCUAGGAACCAUUGAAUACUCAUAACUAUUAAAUUGGCUGUAAUAUAUAUCUACAUAAUCCUGUAAAAGCAUGACUGUACGGUGGUUCUGUAAAAUAUGUAUUAUGGAAAAAAUUAAGUAUAUUUAUUAUAUAUAUAAAUAGGUUUCUAGAUAUGUACUAUAUACAUUUGUUAACAUGUAGAUCAUAAUGUGCAAAGAUCUCUGAAAUUCCAGCAAUAGAUAAAUGAUCUUUAUUUUAUCAUUACUUGUUGCACAUUUUAUAUUUGUCUACUACUAUCUAAUAUUGUAUUCAAGGAAAGAUGUAUGAAUUUUACCUCUGUGAGUAACUUAUUAUGUAGUCUGUUGUAUUUUAGUUUUAGGUGUAACCAAUCAACAGAAUUAACAUUUCGAAAGUUCUUGAAGUAAACAACAUCUCGUGAGUUCCAAGUUUAUUAGCAAUGAACUAAGUCAAGCUCCCAUUCACAGUAAAACUAAGAUUCCAGUAAGAAUGUGAAAAGUUGCCAAUGGAAUAAAUCUGAGGUAAAUGCAGAAAAUGGUGGAGAUAGUCAGUGUGUCAGAGCAUACAGAAUAACUAAAAACUACAACCCAAACAUAAAACAAUAACCUUUCUUUUGAAAGCUGAUUAAUCUACUGUGUAUUUCUAGAGUGGUCUUAAUGUUCUAAUAUUACAUCAGGGGGAUUGUGAUGUUGGUAAGUUUGAUAAGUCGCAUUUCUGUGUCCUUUCUAAUGUGCUGUAAUGUCCUGUGUUCUGUGUCUCUGGCAAUAAUCAACAACAUUGCACCUUAAUGUCAUGUUUAUAUGUUGUUGAGCAUGAAGCUGUACCAUUGUACUUGGAUGGAAAUAAAGAAAUUAUCCUUUUCCAGUUAA
Messenger RNA from Chiloscyllium plagiosum (whitespotted bambooshark), 3162 nucleotides. RefSeq names its product voltage-gated potassium channel KCNC1-like. NCBI's taxonomy places the organism in Eukaryota, Metazoa, Chordata, Chondrichthyes, Orectolobiformes, Hemiscylliidae. Gene Ontology annotation, biological process: potassium ion transmembrane transport; protein homooligomerization; action potential. Gene Ontology annotation, molecular function: delayed rectifier potassium channel activity; protein binding. The record is from RefSeq and is a predicted model, not a curated record. Gene Ontology annotation, cellular component: axon terminus; dendrite membrane; neuronal cell body membrane.